Molecule: messenger RNA, 1155 nt
Organism: Psylliodes chrysocephalus
Lineage: Eukaryota; Metazoa; Arthropoda; Insecta; Coleoptera; Chrysomelidae
Source: the annotation of a GenBank genome assembly
AUGAGUAGUGAUUCAGAAAAUUCCACAAGUGAUUUUUCGACGGAGGAAGUUCCUGCAAAAAUUUCAUCCAACCUGAAAUUAAUGGAAAUUUUGGAAAGCUAUAAUAUUAUAUUUAAUAAAUCGCAAGUUCCUAAAAUAAAAGAGAAAAAAGAACAAGCAUACAAAGAAAUCCACCAAAAAUAUAUUUUGCAAAUUGGAAGGGAUUUAACUGAAAAACAACUAAAAAAGAAAAUCCAAAAUAUGAAGACCGAGUUGAAGAAAAAGACGGACAAAACUGCAACGGGAAAUAAAAAAAUCGUUUUAAACGCGUGGGAAAAACAACUUUUAGCGCUAAUGGAAGGACAAGAAAACCCUGUUUUUCAAAAAGUAACAGGUAGGAGCAAUGUCGAUAGGAUCUGUGAUGGAACAACCUCAACCAUCACGUCCAAAACGGAAGAAUUUAUUCCACCUCCACCUCAUGUUCGACCUUUACCUGAUAAGUCUCCAGUUACCAGAAGAACCAAAUUUAAGGAAACCUCAAAUGUGUCCAAUACAGAGCUCCAACGACUGGUAUUGUUGGAACAGCUGGAACUAAUAAGGGUUCAAAAGGAAAAGGAAAAAUUAUUGUUGGAAAAAAUACAAAAAGAAAAUGGAAACCAAUUUGAAGAAAUAAAUAAUUUGUUGUUCAGAAAGUUCCCAUCAUGGAUCCAACUAGACGGGCCUAUCCCGUCUCUUUCUAAAACGGGGCCCGUCUUCUUUGAUGCGCCCCCAUCGAAGGGCGCCCAGUACGCCCCUGAAGGGCCCCUGGCUAACAUUCACUACAACAACAUAACACAGUCAGUCGAUAUUUCGACAUUUUCUUGCGCCGAUUUUAAAGAAUUUGUUGACAAAAAAAAUCCUGCGACGACCGAUGAAGUAGCUUCCGUUCCUGCAACCCACAGGUGCAGCAGGACUAUUCAGCAAGAGUUGACAACAAGGAAUCGACCGGUUUUGUGUUCAAUGUGUACGGCGGAAGCGGCGCUAUCGGCGGCUGCAGAAAAUCUCCGCGAACGCAGUAACGCAGCAGGAACGAGACUACCGCGGCAGGAGUUACGACGGUCGCGGAGUGAUAGUGUCGGUUGGCGACCUCUGGCGAUGAGAAGAGAAAAUUUUGAGAAUUUGAGGCGCGAAAUAUAA